Molecule: messenger RNA, 396 nt
Organism: Microthlaspi erraticum
Lineage: Eukaryota; Viridiplantae; Streptophyta; Magnoliopsida; Brassicales; Brassicaceae
Source: the annotation of a GenBank genome assembly
AUGGCUCAAGAAGCGGAUUUAGAUUUGAGUUUAUCUCAAUAUGAUCCAUGGGUUAUAAAAAAGAAGUUAACCGCUUCUGAUACUUCGAUGAAUGGUAAACUUCUCCUACCGCGAAAAGAAUUAUUAGAUUCUAUAAUUCCGCUGAUGAGACAGGCUAUGGCCCAGCAGAUAGGAACAGAAAACGGUGUUGAAGUGAAGGUCCAUGUUAUAGAGGAAGGUAAUGAAGCUGAUGACUACACAUGGAUCUUAGUUAAAGACAUUGACAACACCUAUUUUUUGAAGAGAGGAUGGGGCCCUUUUGCUAGAGCCAACAACUACCAAGAAGGCGAUGUAAUUGGACUUAUGUGGGAUCAAAGCUAUGAACGAUUUUUGCUUCACAAGAUAGUUCAAUAUUAG